This is a messenger RNA of Lactuca saligna, 678 nucleotides long. The record is from the annotation of a GenBank genome assembly. Lineage: Eukaryota; Viridiplantae; Streptophyta; Magnoliopsida; Asterales; Asteraceae.
AUGUUGUGCAAGUUAUAUGAUGAAGAAGACAUUAAGGAGGAAGAGGAAAUUGAAGAAGUGGAGGAAGAAGAUUUCGGUCCCAUCUGUGACACCGAUGGGGAAGGGGGAUUUGUUGAAAGAAUUAAUUUAGUGACUAGAGAAAAAAUUGUUGAACACUCUAACCCUUUCUAUGCCACUGAUGGGGAAGACGACCAUGUAGAAAUUGAAGAAGAAAUAAAUUUCAUGGUUGGAAACAAAAUUGUUGAAACAACUGUGAAAGAAAUCGAUUUUAUUGUUACAAACAAAAUUGUUGAAGAAAAGGUUGAAGAACCCAAAGAGGUGGAGCAGGUUCUUGACCACAAAGAUGUGGUUGUGGUUAAGAAGGAUGAUGAUACUCCUCUUAUAACAAACCGUCUUUCUAAGAACCUAGAAGAAGGAGUGACCGAUCAAGUUCCAAGUUCCAAGCAAUUACGAGGGAGGGAGUUCAUAAUGCUUGGAUUCCUAUUCUUGUGGUGUACUUUCAGUUGGGAAGCCAUGUUAUUGGAACAUGUUGUUCAUCAACCCACAAAACAUGUGUAUGUGGAGAAGAGACCAACUUGGAGUAAAGAAAAGGUCACAUUCUGCAAUAAAAAUAUGUUUUCAAGACCUAUUGUCAUGGAAGGUUUGUAUGGGAGAACAACAAAAUUUGGUUCUUACUGA